GGAAGGGGGAGGAGAAGGGGAAGAGGAAGAGGAGGUGGUGGUGGUCGUUGUGGUGGUGGCUAGGCGCGUCACGUGACUGAACGCGUAGAGGGGCGGAGUCGGGGCUCCAGGACGCUGCCGGGUCGCCUAGCAACAGCUGAGCACGGAAACAUGAACUCUGAGGGUGACAGGGAGCUUCUGGCUAAGGAAUAUUUAGAAAAACAUCGGAUAAUGGAGCUGCUGAACCAACUCACCAGCUUCCUCCUCUUUGACCGACCAAAGAAACCAAGGGAGUACUUAAUCUCUCUUCUGGAACGGCUGAGGAUUGCCAAGGUAACGGGCAUAGCGUAUCCUUUCUUCAUGGAAAACUCUAACAUUGUGUCGAUGUUUGAGAUGAUGGACUCCCAUGGCAGAGGCUGCAUAUCCUUCGUGCAAUACAAAGAAGCUCUAAAGAACCUGGGUCUGUGCACUGCAGAUGAAGUUUUGAAUGAUGACGGACAUUUAAUAACUCUGGAGAAGUUCAGAGAUGAAGUGAACAGGAGAACGCAGGAAAUAUGGUCGUCGUUUUAGUGACAUCGUAACUCCAGCUAAUAAAUGAUCUCCAAGUUUUCA
Messenger RNA from Arvicola amphibius (Eurasian water vole), 591 nucleotides. It is a transcript of the gene Efcab10, whose product is annotated as EF-hand calcium binding domain 10. Bases 151 to 549 code for a protein of 132 amino acids. Gene Ontology annotation, molecular function: calcium ion binding. The transcript is spliced from 4 exons. NCBI's taxonomy places the organism in Eukaryota, Metazoa, Chordata, Mammalia, Rodentia, Cricetidae. The record is from RefSeq and is a predicted model, not a curated record.